Messenger RNA from Oikopleura dioica, 882 nucleotides. NCBI's taxonomy places the organism in Eukaryota, Metazoa, Chordata, Appendicularia, Copelata, Oikopleuridae. The record is from the annotation of a GenBank genome assembly.
AUGAAGCGAUUCCGAGUGAAAGAAAAGUCGAAGAGAGAACACACUAUUGUCAGGCCAAACAGUAUCAUGAUUCCGCGGCGGGAAAUUUAUACAGUAAUCGACAACGGGCUGCAGAUAUCCUUUCCCUACAGUGGAAAUGAUGCAGAAGAGAAGCUUGUCAGAUACUUGCACAAGGCGCUUUCGAAGAUCGGAUACAAAGACGAUGCAAUUCAAGAGCUUCAGGAGAAAAGCUCAAAGAAGAACUUGAAGAAGUUUUUCGUGAUCUUCACGACCGUUGCAUGUGCUCAGAAGCUGAUGGAUCGUCACCCGCGCACUUUCGAUGGCUUCCGAAUCAACAUUCAGGAAGCCGUUGUUCCUCCCUUCGAAAUUCCCAGCGUGAAACGACGUGAAAGCCCGCUCUCCACGCCACCUGUGCAGAGUCCCUCGACCCCGCACUAUGACCCCAGCUACGCGAUCCAGGCUGGAUACGCGCCCCCGGGAGCCUACGUCCCUCAAGAAAGCUACGCUCCCCCGGAAGGAUAUGCAUCUCCAGAACUAUACGCUCCCGCUGAAGCCUACGUUCCCCAAGAAUCAUACAGCCCUGUCGAAAUCAGCCAAUCAAUGCAGAAGAUGGAUCUGAAUAGCCCGAGUCCAGCGAUGGACAGCGGAAUUCAGAGCGACAACUCCUCCGACAACCCGCAGAGUAACCAGGAGAUCGCACAGUCGAUGGGGAUGCUGCCGAUGUCAAUGGACUACGCCUUCCAGUCCGGCUGCGUGUUUUGCAUUUACAACAUGCCGCAUCCGACGGUGAACGACAUGCCCGCCUUGAUGGACGGCUCCUGGUACAACCAAAUGAGCCCUUACAACUUUAACCAAGUGCUUUCUUUCAUCAACCCUUAUUGA